Ophidiomyces ophidiicola is the source of this 1605-nucleotide messenger RNA. RefSeq lists its product as uncharacterized. Bases 1 to 1605 code for a protein of 534 amino acids. Lineage: Eukaryota; Fungi; Ascomycota; Eurotiomycetes; Onygenales; Onygenaceae. The transcript is spliced from 3 exons. The record is from RefSeq and is a predicted model, not a curated record.
AUGUCUUCGUCCGGGAGUCGACGGCGAGGCCCUGCCCUCCAGCGAUCUAUCUUCACAGGCAUGGCGCUCUGUGCGGUCGUGUCGGCAGACUGCGCGCCUCGACCAAUCGCCAUCAGCCUGGGGAAUGUGACGAUUUCUAACCAGAAGGUAAUUCGAGGCUUAGAUAUUUCCAUCGGGAGUCCACAGCAAUCUCUUGCCUUUCUUCCCCAAUGGUCCCUGAACCAUACAUUUGUUUACGGAACAAAUGGCUUUUGUAACGGAUAUUCGAGCGUGGCCUGUGAAACGUACCGCGGCGGGCGGUAUGACCAGUUUGCAUCCCAAACGGCUGGGCGGGUAAGCCCGGGGUUGACGCCGAAUGAUGCACCUCCAUACCCAGAACUGAGCUGGGUCUCUGAGAAUGUUACGCUGGGGAAGACAGUGGCUCUUGAAAAAUUUCCCGUCGGUGUUGCGCUGAGUGGCUGGGGAAACCAAGGGUACCAUCACCAAGCUGCUAUGGGGUUAGGCGCCAAUUCAACAAUGUUAAGAAGCCUCAAGUCGGCCGGUAGAAUCGCCUCGCGGUCAUGGGGGAUGUUUUGGGGCAGAACAGGGGCGACGAAAGGCAGUCAACUUGACGGGGGUGUUGUGUUGGGAGGUUAUGACCGAGCAAAAGUGUCUGGGCAGAAUUACACGUACAACCUUGACAACUCGAAUGCAGAGUGCCCAACUUCGAUGUUGGUGACCGUAUCCGCCAUGACUUUAAAUUUUGCGAAUGGCUCGGCAGUUAGCAUGUUCGAUGGGACUGAAUCUCUCCCAUUUUCUGCCUGCAUAGUUCCGGAUGCGCCGGUGUUAAUGACAAUGCCAUAUGAGCCAACGUUCAGGAGAUUCCAAAACCUGACGCGCGCACCAUACCUCGGGCGAUCGCACGGGAUUUACUACUACGGUAUGAUCUAUGAUAACCCCGAAUCCCAAAUAUACACGGGCGAUAUCACGAUCACAUUGAAUUCUGAAGUCGCCAUCCGCAUCCCCAGCGAUCAGCUCGUCGUUCCAGACCUGACGAUUGACAACAUGACCGGUGCCCUGAUGGCGAAUGCUUCGCGUAUGGAAGUGCUACUCGAUCCGCUGAUAGAGAAUGGGAAAAAAGGAACGCUGCCCCGAAUCGGGCGGCAAUUCCUGUCCAGCGCAUACGUGAUGGUCAACCAAGAUGCUGGGCAGUUCACACUCUGGUCAGCGAGCCCCACAGCGCGACAAGACCUAGUGGCCAUCGACAGCAGCAACCAUGUCAACAGCGAUUUCUGCCGCGAGCCCAGCGCGCCUGAUUCGACGGCGAAGACGGGCGCCGGCUCAGGAUCCCGCCGCAAAAUCUCGAGCGGCGUGAUUGUUGGCAUUACCAUUGGGGUGACGGUCGCGGUGUCUUGCCUCGGCUGGCUGAUCUUCUUUUGCUUCAUGCAACGGAGAAAUCAAGCCCGGACCAAGGCUGACACGCCUCGGGUUGAACUGGAGGAGAACGCCCGCGGGUACGCGCCGCGACCGUCGAUCUCGCAGGCUCCGCGCGAGCUUGAUGGUCGUCGCAGCGUCCCCGGGGCUGUGCAGCCGGUGGAGCUGCCGGCGAGGACGGCGCGCGACUGA